GUUAAAAUAGUGAAAUGGUAAAAAUAAAAAUUUGUUGGCUAACAUGGAUUGAGUCACAUAUAGAUCGUUUCCGGCGUGCGAAAGUCUUUUCCGGUGAACGAAUCAGUUCCUUCACUGUUUACAUCAGAAGUGUGAGCAUCAUCCAGUUUCAUCUUAACUGGUGCGAGCUCCACGCUGCACUUAUCUUGACCCUCUACCUAAUUCAAAAUGCCCAGAGAAAUUAAAGAGAUCAAGGACUUCCUCCUUAAGGCCAGGAGGAAAGACGCCAAAUCUGUCAAGAUAAAGAAGAACUCUGAGAACACCAAGUUCAAGGUGCGCUGCUCACGGUUUCUUUACACCUUAGUCAUUACCGACAAGGAAAAGGCUGAGAAGCUUAAGCAGUCCCUUCCCCCAGGUCUGCAGGUAAAAGAAAUCAAGUGAGAUGUCUUUUAGUUAAUAAAAGUUAUAAAAUACAAA
Molecule: messenger RNA, 456 nt
Organism: Frankliniella occidentalis (western flower thrips)
Lineage: Eukaryota; Metazoa; Arthropoda; Insecta; Thysanoptera; Thripidae
Gene: RpL38
Product: 60S ribosomal protein L38
Exons: 5
Coding region: 208-420 (70 amino acids)
Biological process (GO): protein-RNA complex assembly; translation
Cellular component (GO): cytosolic large ribosomal subunit; ribosome
Molecular function (GO): structural constituent of ribosome
Source: RefSeq, a predicted model, not a curated record